Messenger RNA from Lactuca sativa (garden lettuce), 1073 nucleotides. It is a transcript of the gene ALC, whose product is annotated as basic helix-loop-helix (bHLH) DNA-binding superfamily protein. The record is from RefSeq and is a predicted model, not a curated record. Lineage: Eukaryota; Viridiplantae; Streptophyta; Magnoliopsida; Asterales; Asteraceae. Gene Ontology annotation, molecular function: protein dimerization activity. Gene Ontology annotation, cellular component: nucleus.
AACUUGCCCAUAACUCUUUCUCCAAUUCCUUGCUACACUUUUCAACCCUUUCUCCACCAUCGACGUAAAGUAAUCUACAGAUUAUACAUCAAAAUAGGUCUUUGAAAAUUCCACUCUUCUCUUAAAUCAAUGCAUAUGUAAAAAAGCUCUGUAAAAAUGGCGGACAUGUUCGAUACACCACGCAUUUCUUCUUCAUAUUCUCCGCCGCCUGAAUCCACCGAUGACAUUUCCCUUCUCCUUCGUCAGAUCCUGUUUAAAUCAGCAUCUUCUUCUUCUUCUUCAUCCUUUUCUCUCACUCCCAAACAAAUGCAGUAUGAAUUCCAACGCCAACAACCGCCGUAUUCCUCCGGGCUUUCCAUUUCCGAUCAGAUCCCCACGUUAUCUUCUACCGGUGUUACUCACAUUCCGGCGAAUACCAUGGCUCAUGUCUCUUCUUCUUCUGUGGGUACUAUGGAUUAUGACCCAGAUGAAUACGAUUGCGAAAGUGAGGAGGGAUUCGAAAACUUGAUGGAUGAAAUGGUCGCAAAACAAAAUCCUCCUCGUAAUCCUUCAAAACGAACACGAGCAGCUGAGGUUCAUAAUUUGUCCGAAAAGAGAAGGAGAAGCAAGAUAAAUGAGAAGAUGAAGGCCUUGCAGAAGCUUAUCCCCAAUUCAAAUAAGACGGAUAAAGCUUCAAUGCUGGAUGAAGCUAUUGAAUAUCUGAAGCAGCUUCAGCUCCAAGUUCAGAUGUUGACGAUGAGAAAUGGGAUAAACUUGUACUCCAUGUGUGCUCCGGCGAACCAGAGAACCGGUGGGUUGAACUUUGGAAACCAGUCCGGCAACAUGACGGCGAACCAAGAACCGGUGGUGAACCCGAUGUUUAGCCUCCCGGUUCAAUGCGCCGGCGUCGGCCAAAACCCGCCGUCGAUACUUGACUUUUCCCGGUCGAUGAAUCACGAAGCUCCGUUUGGAACUCAACUGGGAUCUUGAAUCUUUUAGUUAUUAUUAGUUCAUGUAAUCGUAAGGUGAAACAUGUAUUUUGAUGACUUUGUUAGUAGUUGGUAUGAUUGAUAUUUUAAUUUUCAGUUUCAAUA